Messenger RNA from Cucumis sativus (cucumber), 2017 nucleotides. Its product is annotated as poly(A) polymerase I. The record is from RefSeq and is a predicted model, not a curated record. NCBI's taxonomy places the organism in Eukaryota, Viridiplantae, Streptophyta, Magnoliopsida, Cucurbitales, Cucurbitaceae. Gene Ontology annotation, biological process: RNA processing. Bases 302 to 1627 code for a protein of 441 amino acids. Gene Ontology annotation, molecular function: RNA binding; nucleotidyltransferase activity. The transcript is spliced from 14 exons.
AUUAAAAUUUAAUGGUUAAAUAUCAACUUUCACAGCUUCUUCCUCCUCGCUCCAUGGCGAUAUCGGUAUUACCUGGCUUGUCUUCUUCCACUUACAGACCCUAUGUCCAUCUUCACAUACCACUCUUCCGUUUCGUCCCCAAGGCACCUUACCCCUGCUUCCCAUUACACUGCCACAGGCAGACGCUUAUGUGUCCAAAUCUCUGCCUCUCCCAACCCAUUUUCCAGAAUUCAAUGACGAUGAUUCUAAGCUGCGCAACUGGAAGAGGUUUUCUUCCAACCACCUUGGCAUCGCUACCUCCAUGAUUCCCAUACCUACCAGAAAAGUUCUUAACGGGCUCAAGAAAACAGGUUAUGAAGUGUACCUGGUAGGAGGUUGUGUCCGCGACCUAAUAUUGAACAGGGUACCAAAGGAUUUUGACAUAAUAACUUCAGCUCAGCUGAAGGAGGUUUCAAGAAUAUUUUUAUGGUGUGAAAUAGUCGGGAGGAGGUUUCCUAUAUGCCAUGUGCACAUCGAUGGUACCAUUGUUGAGGUGUCAAGUUUUAGCACUUCCAAUAGGCCAUUUGAUAGACAGUUGACCUCUGCUGCUAUUGAAAAGCCCAUGAACUGUGAAGAGAUAGAUUUUGUCCGUUGGAAGAAUUGCUUGCAACGUGACUUUACCAUUAAUGGGCUGAUGUAUGAUCCAUACAACAACGUUGUAUACGACUACUUGGGAGGAAUGGAGGAUAUAAGAAAAGCUAAAGUACGAACGGUGGUUCCUGCCUGCACUUCCUUUCAAGAGGAUUUUGCUCGAAUUUUUCGAGCAAUCAGAUUUGCGGCUCGUUUACAGUUCCACUUUUCCAAGGAUAUUGCUGGAUCUAUUAAAAAUUUGUCCUGCCUUGUGUUUACUCUCAAUAAGGCAAGGCUUCAAAUGGAAAUGAACUAUUUGUUGUCUUAUGGUUCUGCUGAGGCUUCUUUGAGGUUGUUAUGGAAAUAUGGACUUCUAGAAAUACUUCUUCCAAUUCAGGCAGCAUAUUUUAUCCGCAAUGGUUUCCGGAGGUCUGACAAGGGGUCGAAUAUGCUUUUGUCCCUCUUUUCAAGCUUGGACAAACUUUUGGCUCCCAAUAGGCCUUGUCACAGUAGUUUAUGGGUUGCAGUAUUAGCAUUGCAUGUUGCCCUGUCUGACCAGCCUAGGAGUCCUUUAGUGGUUGCAGCAUUUGGCCUUGCAGUCCACAAUGGUGGAAAUAUGAUGGAAGCAAUCAGCAUUGCUAAGAGCAUCAAUAGAGCACAUAAUGCAAACUUUUGCGAAUUGUUAGAACCUGAGAAUCUGGAGGUUCAAGCUUUGAUUGAUGAGGUUAUGGAUCUCACUACAUUUGUUAAGGCUGCACUUCAUAAAAUGACCGACGAGCAUUUUGUGUCUCUAGCCCUGGAAACGUAUCCCCAAGCACCAGCCUCGGAUCUUGUUUUUAUCCCCUUGGUGGUGUACUUGAAGGUAUGCAAAAUUUUUGAGUGCGUUGUAGAGGGUGCAGAGAGAGGAUUUGUUCCAAAGCGAGGAAAGAUUAAUUACGAGUGUCUGGCUCUUGGAAACCUGCUAGAACUUCGUCAUGUCUUUGCAAGGAUUGUGUUCGACACUGUCUAUCCUCUUUAGUCUCAGUCAUACCCAAGAAUAUAGUUUCAAGAUAAUUAAUUACUAAACGGCGAUAUUUGGGUCCUUUACUCCAUGUAACGGACAUCUUAAGCUUCAACUACUUUUUGUUUGCUAGCUAGAGGUCUGAUUCAUUGGAUCGUGUAUAGAAUCUUCUAGAAGUUCAAAAAGUUACCUGGAAAUAGUUCGCAUAUAAUCAAGAGAUUAUUUUUCAUCUAAAAGUUGUUGAUUCACUCGGGGGUUGAUCAUCUGAAAAAUGGUAUAUUAUUUUAUUCUCUUUUAAUCUUUAAGCCUGUAUCUAGGAAUACAAUACAGAAGAAAAAGGAGAUAUGCAAAAGUGGCAAACGAAUGCACAGCAUAUCCUACAGGAAGUGAUUCUUUGGCUUAAAAAAA